Messenger RNA from Laccaria bicolor S238N-H82, 1191 nucleotides. RefSeq lists its product as uncharacterized. The record is from RefSeq and is a predicted model, not a curated record. Bases 1 to 1191 code for a protein of 396 amino acids. NCBI's taxonomy places the organism in Eukaryota, Fungi, Basidiomycota, Agaricomycetes, Agaricales, Hydnangiaceae. The transcript is spliced from 3 exons.
AUGACCGUGGUAAUAGACCUUGACAAGCAAGAAUUGACGCACAAUGUGCUUAUAUACCUUGACAGCGACGAUGUGGCGAGAAUGGCGCGCGUCGGCAAUACUUUUCAAGCAGAGGCCGAGCGCCUCCUUUCGCGAAGGAGGACCAAUUGGGAAAAAUCACUGCGGAAGCCCGACAUGUACAGGUGCGGACUCGGAGUUGACGUGGAUCCCACUACCAAGUAUUCUGGUCAGGGGUCACGUCUAGUACAAGAACUCAUCUUCUGGUAUUCACACGAGGACAAUUUGGACUCGAACACUUUGGACAUGCUCGUCAUUGAUCAGCUGUGCGAGGGCUUAUUGCUAAUGACAUCCCUGAAGCACUUAACAAUACGUCUUCCGGGUAAGCCAGAAUUUGAGGUUCUUGAAGCCAUAAAUUCUACGCUCGCUCGUUGCACAUUCUCCUUGAAGACACUUUAUCUACCUGAACAUUUCGAACUGUUUCCCUGGAUUCUAAACCAACCUGAACUCAAAAUAAUCGCGGUGUAUACCUGGAAUUAUAUCUGGGGAUUUGACAAGGACAAGCAUUUGAGCUGUCAACGAUGGCUUUCAAAUUCGCCCUGCUUCCGAAACUCUCCAACCUUUUUCAUUCUUUCUCGAAGAGACCAGGAGAUGAAUGUAAUCUCCGCCUUCCUCACUUUCUCCCCUCAAUGGAGUGCAAAGCUCAUUAAUGAUUCCCUGGAACGCUUUUAUGAAAUCCCACGGAACAUCACUAAGUUAGGUCUGUACGUGCAAACUAUGGACGAACUGGAUGAUAGGAAUGUCCUGUCGGUCAUCAGGUCAAUCUCAGAUCACUUCGUCAACAUAGAUUCCUUGGACUUAUUUGUGGGAGACUGUAUGAUUCACCUGGUGAGGCUACCCAGCAUUUUGUCACCGUUGCUGGCAGCGUCAAUUGACGACUUUGCCCAAAAGAAUCCUGAAGCUCUUGCCUCAGUACUCUCGUGCCUUACAGGCGAAUUUCAACAACUGGAGAUUCAAUUUUGGGAACGGCCAUCGAAUCGGAAGGACAAUCCACUGGCCUACUCCUUCCAUUAUCAAAAAUUAAAGCUUUGCAAGAUCUGGUCAGAGCGAUGCCCAAGUUUGGCUUACAUCGGCUUUCCAGAUUACACUGGCAGGGAAAUAGAUUUAGGAUGGAAGACAGGAGUGAUUUUCUGA